Scatophagus argus is the source of this 2407-nucleotide messenger RNA. Its product is annotated as aggrecan core protein-like. The transcript has 8 exons. Bases 668 to 2407 code for a protein of 579 amino acids. Gene Ontology annotation, molecular function: hyaluronic acid binding. Gene Ontology annotation, biological process: cell adhesion. NCBI's taxonomy places the organism in Eukaryota, Metazoa, Chordata, Actinopteri, Scatophagidae. The record is from RefSeq and is a predicted model, not a curated record.
CACCGCCCGUUUCCACUGGGCAGCCUUGAGUAUGUCUGGUGCGCUAUACGCAGGGCAUCGUCCUAAGUGUCAGACGUAGUUGAUUAUAUAUCACAAGCGGUAUAAACAUGACACAAUAGUCAGCGUUUGAAUUCAGCAUGAUUUGUUUUUUGUUUGAUUGAUUUUCUGCAGGCUGUGAAAUCAUCAGAUUUGGCCUUCUGUGAGGAAGCGCACUUUCUGAAAUGACACAUGUGUUACCUGCACGAUCCGCGUGAUUUCGGAACAGUUUGAUUGGAUGAGAAUCCGCCUCUCACACAAAGGGCCAAAUUAAGCUCGUUCUGCCCUCCUCCCCAAGGUAUCUCAUUCACUUUUUUGGAUGGGCACUGCCCCUCCUCUCUAACCGUGACGAAAUAACAGUGUGCGUUAGGCAAAAUUGAACUUGUUGCUUGCCAGCACUUCACGGUUUCUGUCGCGCCGUUCAGAACCUGGAUCAUUCCGGAGUGGGACUCUGCAACUCUGGAGCAUCAAGGAAAAGAGAAAGGCGCACCAGGAGAUCAGUGCUGCUGCGCCGAUUUGGAGUGGACUUACUUGGGCACUUUUUACGCACGCAUGUUACGCGCGGGGACUAACUGGAUUUAAGGACACAUAUCGAUAUUUGUGCAUUUUAUGGAAUAAAAUACAUUUAAACAUGAUACUAAAUAUAAAGCACAUCCUCUGGUUAUGUUGUCUCUGUGAUGCUGUGACUGCAACAGCCUCCAGUGCAUUAUCGAUUAUCAGACCGAUCACUGGGUCCCUUUCCGGCAAGGUAAAUCUUCCUUGCUUCUUCUCCACCAUCCCGACCUCAGCACCAGUCAUCAAUCCCAAUGGAACAGCCAUUUAUAGCAGAGAUUACUUGCGAAUCAAAUGGACCAAAAUUGAUGGAGAAGUAGAAUCCACAGUUCUGGUGGCACAAAAUGGGGUCAUCAAGAUAGGAUCCAGCUACAGAAACCGUGUAUCGGUGCCCAGUCACCCUGAGGAUGUAGGCGACGCCUCAUUGACAAUGGUCAAGCUGCGUGCCAGUGACGCCGGCACUUACCGUUGUGAGGUCAUGUAUGGCAUUGAGGACACCCAGGAUACAGUUAACCUCGAUGUCAACGGUGUUGUGUUUCACUACCGGGCAAGCACCAACAGGUACACUCUGGACUAUCAGAAGGCUGUCCAAACUUGUCAAAAUAUUGGAGCAGCCAUUGCUACAUAUGACCAACUGAAAGCAGCCUAUGAAGAUGGCUUUGAUCAAUGUGAUGCCGGCUGGAUUGCUGACCAGACAGUGAGAUACCCAAUUACAAAGCCAAGGCAGGGCUGCUAUGGCAAUCUACAGACUAAACCUGGCAUUAGGUCAUAUGGGACCAGGAAGCCCAUGGAAACCUAUGAUGUAUACUGUUACGUAGAUAAACUUGAUGGCGAAGUGUAUUAUGCUCCUGUAACCCACAAGAUGACUUUUGAAGAGGCCAGUAAAGAGUGCAAGAAGAGAAAUGCUGUUCUGGCGACCCCUGGCCAGCUCCAUGCCGCUUGGCGACUUGGUCUGGACAGAUGUGACUAUGGCUGGCUCUCCGACGGCAGUGCUCGACACCCUGUUGCGGUACCCAGAAUGCAGUGUGGGGGUGGCCUGGUCGGCGUCAGGACCAUGUACCGCUACAGAAACCAGACUGGCUUUCCAGAACCGACUAAUAAGCUCGGAGCUUACUGUUUUAAAGGAAGGAGAGAGGUCAUGAACCAUGCUUCCUUUGUGGAUGUGUCUGUGCUUGAAAUCAUCACUACCACCAUCAGCUCCACUACCUCCACCCCCUUAAUGGAGAUUAGCACCCCUACACUUUCCAUAGCAUCUAAAACUGAGGUAUCAGAGGUAGAAGAGUCUACAGACUCAUCAAUUCCUACAGACCCUCCAUACAUGUUCUCUGCCAGUAUGGCUCCACCUCAACCUACUCCAAAAGGCCAAGAAGAAGAGUUAAUCACCACAGUCGCACUCACCAUCCAAGACGAACAUGAGGACACUGAUAAUGUAAUAGACUUUAACGUUGAUGACUUUGUUAGUGAAAAUGUAACUGAUGUGGAAUUUGGUCCCCAACGUGGAGACACAUUCCCAGCACCCCAAAGCACAACAGAAAGCACAGAUUCCACAGAGCGAGUGCCCUUUGAGGAGCCAGAUGAUCACUCAGUAAUUGAGAUCAACACAAUCCAACCUGAUGUCCCCAUACCAGAUGCCUCUCUCAUCACAGAGCCCAUGUUUGCUGAGGGGAAGACUGAGGAAGCUAUUCUGAGCUCUGGGAUCGCCACAGCAAUGACCUCUGACCUCACGGACACUCCAACAGAAUCAACUGAACUGACCAGCACUGCCACCUACUCCGCCCUACCAACAGGAGCUCUCGAUUGGCCCAUCAGACAGCACUAG